UCACACCCCAUGUGAUGGUUUAAAAACCAACAUACUCGACCCUUGAGGUUGUUCAUGUGAAGAAGCUUUCGUGGUGUCAACUGGACUGCACUUCUGAGUGAUACAGUGACUUGGCCAAGGCAGACAAGAUGCAGUCGGAAAACAAAGAUGUCUAUGACCUCCUCUGGGACAACAAUAUGGAUAUUGCUGAGCAGACAUUGGAAGUGCCAUUUCUACAGCACAUGCAGCUUGGAGACCUCCAGGCUGACGACUAUGUGAGCUUCACCAUCCAGGAUAUCAAUUACCUUGUGAGAGUAACAGGCAUGUUGGGGGAGAUGUGUGAGAAAGAAAAGCUACCUGAGGACCUCCGCAGGUUCAUGAAGGAGAGAUAUGACAGCUAUAAGAACUAUGCUGUUGCUACACUACAGCAAUUCAAUCUAAAUAGUGUGUCGGAUAUUAAACCAACCCCUGCCAUGGAGAAGUACCUGUCAAAUUACAGCAAUAUCAUGGAGGGAGAAGAAGCCAUUUACUUUGCCGUCGCUCUCCUUCCCUGCUCAGUGCUGUGGCUGUGGCUGGCCAAACAGCUGAAAGAAACCACUUGCAACGCGUACUUCACCUGGAAGAAGAACAACAUGCACGGCCACCCAGAAGACCACUACAGGGCCCUCCUCGACAAGUAUCUGAGCACUAAAGAGCAGAUUGCAAAGGCUGACACCAUAUUCUGUCAACAAAUGCAGAAUGAGCAUGAUUUCUUUGCAUCUUCACUCAUAGAGAAGAAAUAAAAUGACAGUGUAUGUCACCUGUCACACCAUCAAGUUCAAGUUCAAGUAAUUUGUCACACAUGUAGUAGGCCUAUGUAAUAACAGUGAAAUAAAGGUUGCAAUACAUGUAUAAA
Alosa sapidissima (American shad) is the source of this 874-nucleotide messenger RNA. RefSeq lists its product as uncharacterized. The record is from RefSeq and is a predicted model, not a curated record. Gene Ontology annotation, cellular component: cytosol. Bases 129 to 761 code for a protein of 210 amino acids. Lineage: Eukaryota; Metazoa; Chordata; Actinopteri; Clupeiformes; Clupeidae. The transcript has 3 exons.